UUUUGGAAUUGGCCGGAUGUUGUCGUGUCGCUUGUACUGAGUCUGCGCGCGGUCUGCUGCUUUGAUUCUUCCGUGUUUUAUAAACUGUUCUCGACGCGGCUGUCGGCCUGAGCCAAAGCAUGGCAGACCCGGCCCGUGUGAAACCCGUCGCGAGGGUCAGCGAGGCACCCGCGCCUGCAGAGAGACCCAAGCAGGGCGAGGGGACCGGGGACGCUCCGGGGAGCAGCGGUAAAGUCUCUGAACCCGCUGCUGUCCAGACCUCUGCCAAAGAGCAAGGCAAAGCGAGGUCUGCUGAAGAUGCUGCUGCUGCAGCUGGUGACGAAGAAGAAGGAUCUUCAUCACUUCAUCCUCCUCCUGCUAAAAAACUGAAAGUGGAGCAUGACAAGAAGAAGGAGAAACGGCAGAAAGUCGAUGAAGAUGAAAUACAAAAGAUGCAAGUCUUAGUAUCCUCGUUCUCUGAAGAGCAGCUGAAUCGCUAUGAGAUGUACAGACGCGCUGCUUUCCCAAAGGCAGCUAUUAAAAGACUGAUUCAGUCCAUCACAGGAUCUUCUGUCUCUCAGAAUGUGGUCAUCGCCAUGUCGGGAAUUGCGAAGGUGUUUGCUGGGGAGAUUGUUGAGGAAGCUCUCGAUGUGUGUGAGAAGUGGGGAGACACGCCACCCCUGCAGCCCAAACACAUGAGAGAAGCUGUCAGGAGAUUGAAGAGCCGAGAGCAAAUUCCCAACAGCAAACACAAAAAAAUCCUCUUCCACUGAGCUCCAGUCCCUCUCUCGUGACUCUCCUUCUAUUUGAAAACACUCUCUAUUAGUAUUGUUUUGGGGGUAAUGGACAUAACCAUGCAUCUUUUUCAGAUAUCUGAUGUGUUUGGAAUACACUGUUGUCAACUUCGGUUUUGUUCAUUAAGCAGGUUUUGUUUGAUUUAAAGUAGAGGAUGUGGUAUACCUCUUGUUUUGUCCAGUCUGUCAUCUGGAGCAUGUGACGGAAUU
Sinocyclocheilus grahami is the source of this 983-nucleotide messenger RNA. Its product is annotated as transcription initiation factor TFIID subunit 11-like. Gene Ontology annotation, biological process: RNA polymerase II preinitiation complex assembly; transcription initiation at RNA polymerase II promoter. The record is from RefSeq and is a predicted model, not a curated record. The coding region runs from base 120 to 752 and encodes 210 amino acids. NCBI's taxonomy places the organism in Eukaryota, Metazoa, Chordata, Actinopteri, Cypriniformes, Cyprinidae. Gene Ontology annotation, cellular component: transcription factor TFIID complex; nucleus. Gene Ontology annotation, molecular function: protein heterodimerization activity; RNA polymerase II general transcription initiation factor activity. The transcript is spliced from 6 exons.